Peniophora sp. CBMAI 1063 is the source of this 549-nucleotide messenger RNA. The record is from the annotation of a GenBank genome assembly. NCBI's taxonomy places the organism in Eukaryota, Fungi, Basidiomycota, Agaricomycetes, Russulales, Peniophoraceae.
AUGCCGGACUUUGUCGAGUUGUACAAGGCUGAUCUUCAGGAGAUGGUCGGCACUAAGGCUGGCAUUGACUCUCUCGAGUCUCGCAUCUCGGACCCCAGCAUACCUAAGCUCUCCCUCGAGGAACGCCUCCGGAUUGCCACCGUCAACUGCCCACUAUGGAUCUGGAUUGACGCCGUCAGCACUCUCAAUCAGGAGCUCCACACUUCUGCCACCGGUCUUGCCGAACUAAUCACCUCCGCCAAUCCGCCGCCAGCCACCACCUCCCAGCCUGCCACAAAGGCCAAGUCCAAGUCCAAGGCCACCGCUGCGCCCUUGGGCUCGGCCACCUCCGGCUCUGACAACACCACCAACCACCCCAAGGCUUCGAAGCUCCUCGCCACUGAGAAGCAGGUUCUCUGGGACUUCAACGGAUGCUUCAAGUGCCGCGUCACUGAUGUCCCGGCAGCCCACAACAAGGACAACCCCGCUCGGUGCCAGUUUCCGGUCGGCGGUCCCAGCUACAUUUCGGUCACCCGCAAGCUUGCUCUCACGCGCCACCAAGUCCUCUAG